Exophiala viscosa is the source of this 1017-nucleotide messenger RNA. RefSeq names its product ubiquitin 3 binding protein But2 C-terminal domain-containing protein. NCBI's taxonomy places the organism in Eukaryota, Fungi, Ascomycota, Eurotiomycetes, Chaetothyriales, Herpotrichiellaceae. The coding region runs from base 270 to 911 and encodes 213 amino acids. The transcript is spliced from 2 exons. The record is from RefSeq and is a predicted model, not a curated record.
AACAACUAGGCAAACAAGCAAGCGAUACAACCUGGAUCGUCGAGUGACUGGAGCUCCCCCGAGCCAAUCUCCCAGCGUCAAAACGCACGGAUAUCCACACCUUUUGUUUGCUCGUUCAGUACUUCAAGCUUCACUUCUCGCUCUCAUCACAGCUCACUCUUGCCCUCAUCCAUCAUAUCGCACUUUCGUUGCAGACAGUCACUCGCUUGACCCCCCUCGGCACCUUUACUUAAUAGUACUAUCCUUAAUACUCAUACAACAAAACAAACAUGAAGUCAACAUCCUUCGCCGCUCUCGCCCUCGCCGGCAUGGUCGCCGCCUACCCAGGUGAAGUCCUGCGAAAGCGUGCCCUGACCGAGCGUGACGCCUGCCCUCGUACACUCACCUCGGGCCAAUUCGAGUUCCCUCACUACGUUACCCAGAUCUCCCAGUCGGAACCAGACAAGUCGUUCGGUCCUCAGUACAACGGUGUCUUCACCCCCAACGACAUCGCCUCCAUCUUCAGCUUCGAUGUUCCCGCCUCGCGCACCGACGCCAACUGCACUCUCGAGUUCAUCUUCCCCGCUCAAUCGCAACUCCAGACUUCCAGCUUCGAGUAUGAGGGUGGCGGCUCCUUCUUCUUCACCGGUUACAACCCUGGCAGCUGCCCCGGUGAGGAGACCACAUGGAACAACCAGCCUGCUCCCGGUCCUUUCCCUCCCUUCCCAGCCGUCCACAUGGAGCCUGGAAACGCAUACACCAUCGAUGUUGGUCCUUGUUUCGUCGGUGCCGGAACCUGCGUUGCUGGUAUGACAUAUACCAACGACACCAACUUCUGGUUCUUCCAAGACCAGGGGGAUUUGGUUGGCCCUGACUGCCCGAUUGGCAUUUUCACCGCAUAUGAAUAUGGUCUGCCUUCCGAGUCGCACUAGACUGCAGCAUUCGAGCAAACGUCGUCGCUAGACUUGCAGCUGUCAAGGGGAAUCCUCCACUACCUGAGCAUGGAUUGGUUGUUCCUUGUGCAACAUUGGAUAGAAC